Heteronotia binoei (common prickly gecko) is the source of this 3599-nucleotide messenger RNA. RefSeq names its product NACHT, LRR and PYD domains-containing protein 3-like. The transcript is spliced from 7 exons. The record is from RefSeq and is a predicted model, not a curated record. The coding region runs from base 83 to 2491 and encodes 802 amino acids. NCBI's taxonomy places the organism in Eukaryota, Metazoa, Chordata, Lepidosauria, Squamata, Gekkonidae. Gene Ontology annotation, cellular component: cytoplasm.
GUUUUUGUGAGCCCGGAAAUGGAAACGGCUUCCACUGGCAUGCCACUGGGUCACUCCUGAUGUUACUUCCGACCUAGACAGCAUGAACAGCUGGAACGGGAAGCUGCAGGCCGGAGGUUCUAGUGUGGCUACAAUGGCAUCUGGAGGAGCAACGGUACAGGACCUCCUGCUAGAUGCCCUGGAAGACCUUGGUCAGGAAGAGUUUGAGAAACUGAAAUUCAAGCUGCGUACCGCUGCCAUUCCUGGAGGCAAGAACAUUCCACUUGGACGGCUGGAGAAAGCAAAACGGGAGGAGCUGGUGGAACUAAUGGUUGAGUUCUAUGAGGACAAUGCUGUUGCCCUGAUUGUGACCAUAUUUGAGGACAUCGGUCUCAAGUACAAUGCCUCAAAACUCACUGAGGUGGUUGGAAAGCAAGUUCAAGGUUACAAAAGGAAGUAUGCUGAGACUGUGAUGGAAAACUACCAACUGAUAGAGGACAGGAAUAGUUUGCUUGGUGAGAGCAGCCCUUUAAAUGCACGAUACAUAGACCUGCUUAUUAUCAGGGAUCAUCGGCCUCAGAAGCAGAGGGAGCAUGAGCUAGCUGCUACUGGCAGGAGGCACAUGGAGAUCCUGGAAGAAAACACUUCUGAUUAUUCAUCAACUGCCAUUGAAAACCUUUUUGAACCUGAUGAAUCUGGAGUAACCCCAAGAACAGUAGUGCUUCAGGGACCUGCAGGGAUUGGCAAAUCAAUGACUGUGCAAAAGAUCAUACUGGACUGGGCUGUCGGGGAGCUCUAUCAGGGCCUCUUUGACUACGUAUUCUGCAUUCACUGCCGAGAACUGAGCCUAACUGAAGAAGCCAAAAGUCUGGCUGAUGUUAUUAUAGAACAGUGUCAGGACAUGUAUGCCCCAGUGAAAGAGAUCUUAGCCUUCCCUGAAAAACUGCUUUUCAUCAUUGAUGGCUUUGAUGAGCUUUCUUUCUCAUUACAGCCUGAAGAUGAUCAUUGCUGUGCCAAGCCUUCUUCAAAGAUGUCCAUGGAAGGUAUUCUGAGCAACCUGCUGAGGAAGAAGCUGCUGCCUAAAUCCUAUCUGUUAAUUACAACGAGGCCUGGUGCUGCAGAGAGACUGCAAGGAUAUGUGAAGUUUCCCAGAUUCGCUGAGAUCCUAGGAUUCUCUGAAAAGGGUCGCCGUGAAUAUUUUUUCAAAUUCUUUAAAGAUGAGGGGAAAGCUAACACAGCACUGCAAUUCAUUGAAAAUACUACUGCAGUGUCUACCAUCUGCUUUAUCCCCAUGGUAUGUUGCAUCAUCUGUUCUGUCAUUAAAGUGGAACUGGAAACUGAGGAUGAGAUUGCAAACACAUUGGACACUACAACCAAUGUCUUUGUGCAGUUUUCUCACAUUCUCCUUAAACAUGAUUCCCAAAAAAGAAAGAAGUCCCUUUUGGAUGAGUUCAGGAAUCUUUGUUCCUUGGCACGAGCAGGCAUUUUAGAACAGAAAAUCCUUUUUGAAGAAGAAGACCUCAAAGAACAUAAUUUGACUAUGUCUGAUCUUAAGGACCUGUUUCUUGACAGAAGAACAUUCCACAGGGGAAUUGGCCGCCACAGCCUCUACAGUUUUCUUCACCUCUGCUUUCAAGAGUUUUUUGCUGCCAUGUUUUAUAUCCUGCCAGGUGAGAAAAUGAGAGCCCCAGAUGAUAAUGAGACAGACCUGAAGAAACUCUUAGAUGUAUGUGAAAAGCCAGGCAAUGAGCAUCUGACAUUAACUGUACGCUUCCUAUUUGGCCUGAGUAGUGAAAAGGCACAAGCCUUCCUUGAAGAAGCCAUGCAGUGUAAGAUGUCUGACCUUGCCAAGCCUCUCUUAUUACAGAGAGCAGCAGAAGUGGCUGCUGAGGAUCCUCCUCGAGAAGGUUAUCGCCUGCUGAAUUUUUUCCACUGUCUGUUUGAGAGCCAGAAAGUAGAAUUUGCAAGGCAUGUGAUGCAUCGUUUCCAGACUAUUAACAUCUCUUUCAAGAUGCUCUCAGUAUUGGACUGCCGGGUUCUGGCAUUCUGCUUGCAGCACAGUACAAUCCAAGAUCACUCUAUUGAUCUAACCUUUUGCAGACUGAAGUCUCAUCACAUGAAAGCUCUGGCCCCAGGAAUAAAAAAUUGUGCAGUUAUAGAAUUUGGAAGCAACAGACUUGGAAACUCAGGAGUGAAUGUUCUCUGCACCAUUCUGAAGGAAUUUGAUUGUAAUGUGAAUACUCUGAGUCUUGAUGAGAACUACCUCACAGAUGCCUGUGCCCAAGAACUUUGUGCUACUCUGAGCACUAGCAAAACACUUGUCAGUCUAAACCUUAAUGAUAACUCCUUCUCAGAGGCAACUGUGCCGUUCAUCGUACACCUCUUGAAGACUUGCACAAGCCUGUCUAUUUUAUAUUUGAAUGAAAAUGGAUUUGGCAACAAAGGAAGGAAACGCCUGAAACAGCAUGUGAAAAAAAUUGAAUCCGAACGUCCAUUUUGGUUGUGGCUGUGAUGCAUUUACUUUUGUCUACUCAAAAGAAACCCUGGAACUCAAAGUCAUUAUACUGUUAGGAUCUGAUGGAGUUGUUCAUGCUUUGCAAAAGGGAGCUGUUCAGUAGCAAAAUAUGGACAUUCCUAAAAGCAGAGAUGGCUGAAAGCCUAAGCAAGAGCUCACUGGGUGACCUUGGGCCAGCCACUCUCAGAUUAACUUACUUCACACAGGGUUGUUGUUGUUGGGAGGACAAAAUGGAAGAGAGGGGAAGAAUGGUGUUGCAAACUGAUUUGCACACACCCACCCCGGGGUGGGGGGGUGGGAAGCAGGCUAUCCAUAUGUAUGUAUGUAGGGGUUCUAUUCUUAUUGUUGGAACUACAUAACCAGAAAGACAUACUUUAGAAUUCUAUGCUGAGAUUCUCAAUGAAGCUUGUACAUCUAGCAUUAUUAAUUUUAAUAGUUUUGAAUUUUUAAUUUUAUUAUAGGUGUAUAGAUCAUUGUAACAAUACAAUAACAAUCAUCUGAACUAGCCUUAAUUCACCCCUUCUGUUGCUCAUUGAAACAAUGAAGAUAACAUGCCCACUUUGUUACAGUUGUUAAAAUCAGUCAAUAAAACACAAAAUGCAUCUCUAUAUGAAAAAAAUUGUAAAAUUUCAAAGUAAUUAUAUAAAAGCACGCAACCGACUAAAAGAAUUAAAAUCACUGGGCAUGCUCCUAUCAAAUUUAUGUAUUUAAGGGAGCAAUUUGAAGCAGGUCUGCACAGAAGUGAAUCCCAUGUUAUUCAAUGGGACUUAGUUCCAGGGAAAUGUCUUUAGGGUUGAAGCAUUUGUCACUUUGAUACAGCAGAGGAAUUAAGCAUAUACUUCAAGUGCUUAACUUUAGCUGGGGUCUUUUUAUCCUUAUCUGUAAAAGGAAGCUCCUCUCCACCUUAAAGAAAGGUUUGCAUUGCCUCCAGAACACAGCAAGUCCUUGAUGGGUUACACGGGGAAGAAAUUCAUAGCCUUAGAACUAUCACUGAGAAUGCCUCUCAAUGUGCCUUUGAUAUUCUUGUCUUGGCACAGAGAUGAUGCUUCCCUAGAAAAUCUAAUUUUUCUGAAAGUGUCAAAUAAAAAAUGAUUUUUAAGCAGAA